Molecule: messenger RNA, 2325 nt
Organism: Meloidogyne enterolobii
Lineage: Eukaryota; Metazoa; Nematoda; Chromadorea; Rhabditida; Meloidogynidae
Source: the annotation of a GenBank genome assembly
AUGGCAGAAGCUAGAAAUAUUGCAGCAUUAAAUGUUUCUGUAACACACGAUGGAAUUUCUGUUACUUAUGAUCAGGAAUUGUUAAAAGAUAUUUGGCAUACAUUUUCGCGUUCUUAUAAAAGAAGAUUUGCGAGGUUUAAGAACAAUUUCACUGCUGGAAUAUUCCCUGCCAAUAUUCACUCUCUCGGCCUUGUAGUUGGCGUUGUUUCUUCUUGUUAUCUUCUUUGGGAUAUUGAUGCUACUGGAGUUAAUUUGACACGUUUAUUGGAUAAAUAUGUUCUCUACUAUUUGUUUGGGAAUGGGAAUUAUUCGAGGACUAUAGCGUCGGUUCUGUCUGGAUCAAUUUCUUGGUUUUCAUUGGUCCAAACCUUCCGCCUCAGUUUGAAGUGGUUCCUCUCCUAUCGUGGAUGGAUGUACGAGUCUGUCCACGAUGGAAAAGCAAUUUCCCUAAGCACCAAAAUUUGGUUCAAGUCUUUGCAUGUUGUUGCUGCUUGCAAGCCAAUAAUGCAUUCAUUUCAAGGAGCUUUGCCUCAUUUGCCUCUUCCCAGUUUAAAAUGUACACUUGAAAAGCAUCUCCGUUCUAUGCGCCCCAUCUUGUCUGAUGAAGAAUUUAAUGAACUUACUAUGCUUUCCGAAAAAUUUCAAAAAGGAUUGGGUCCUCGUCUUCAGCGUUAUCUCUUCAUUAAGUCUUUGCUUUCAAGCAAUUAUGUUUCCGAUUGGUGGGAGAAGUAUGUCUACCACAAACAACGCUCACCCAUUAUGGUCAAUUCGAAUUAUUACGGGUUUGAUACUCUAAAUCCCACUCCGACUGACAAACAAGCUGCUAGAGCUGCAAAUAUUACUUGGGCUGCAUUAUUGUUCCGUAGGAUGAUUGACAGACAGGAAGUUUCUCCGUUUGCAAUAAACCCACGCAGCAAAGUGCCUUUCUGUACUAAUCAAUAUACUCGUCUUUUCAAUUCUUGCCGAACCCCAGGAGAGGAUUGUGACAAUUUCCGCGUUUGGGAUGAUUCAAAACAUGUUGCUGUUUACCACAAAGGAUGUUGGUUUAAAUUGAAUGUUCACACUGGUGUUCGACUUUUGGAGCCUUGUGAACUCCAAUUAGCCUUCCAAGAAAUUUUGGACAGUGCCUUAGUCCCUUGUGAAGGUGAACAACAAUUGGCGGCACUCACAGCUGGACGGCGUGAUCAUUGGGCGAGAGUAAGGCGUGAGCACUUUUCUAGUGGAAUUAACAAAACUUCGUUACGAGCAAUUGAAAGGGCUGCUUUUGUUGUUAUUUUGGAUGAUGAAUAUGUCUGUUAUGAUCCUGAAGAUACAUCCAAACUUGAUCGUUGGGCAGAAAACCUUUUGCAUGGCAAAGGUUAUGAUCGUUGGUUUGACAAAUCAUUCAAUUUAAUUAUUUCACCAAAUGCUCGUAUUGGAAUUAAUGCUGAACACUCUUGGGGAGAUGCAGCAGUAACGGCUCAUUUUAUGGAAUUUGUUGUUCUCAAAGAUUUGUGUCUUCACGGCUAUGCAGAGGAUGGAAAUUGUAAAGGAACACCACAAACAAUUUUGCAUCCAGAAAGGCUAAAUUGGUCAUUGGAUAAAAAUUGUUUGGAACAAAUAAAAAUUUCUUUGGAAGAGGCACAGAAAUUAAUUGAUGAUGUGGAAAUGGCUUUACUUGUUUGGACUGAAUAUGGGAAAGGAUUUAUUAAAAAAUUGAAAAUAUCUCCUGAUGCGUUUAUGCAAAUGGCUUUGCAAUUGACUUAUUUUAAGAAUCAAAACAAAUUUUCGUUAACUUAUGAGGCGUCAAUGACCCGUCUUUAUCGUGAAGGAAGAACUGAAACAGUUCGCUCUUGUACUGUUGAGUCUUGUGAUUUUGUGCGGGCAAUGUUGGAUGAAAAACAAACGAGAGAAGAGCGUCUACGUUUGCUGCGCGUUGCCGCUGAUCGACAUCAACAACUUUAUCGUGAUGCAAUGUGUGGAAGGGGAAUUGAUCGUCAUUUGUUUGCUCUUUAUGUGGUUAUGCGCUAUUUGGAAGAGAGUUCGCCUCUCUUUGAUAAGAUUUUCCCUCCACAAUAUUUACUCAGCACUUCACAAACCCCUCUCAAUCAAUGUGAAGUCGAAUGCCCAACUGUUGAAAUGAAAGAUAAAUUAAAAUUGGUUAGUGCUGGAGGAGGUUUUGGGCCAGUUACGGAUACUGGAUAUGGAGUUUCUUAUAUAAUUGCUGGGGAAGACCAAAUUUCUUUUCACAUUUCAUCAAAGAAGAGUGCUGAAAAUACUAGCUCCAAAAAAUUCCGAGAAGAUUUAAAAUCGACUUUACGACAAAUGCGGGAAUUGUUUGCAUAA